Branchiostoma belcheri (Belcher's lancelet) is the source of this 1348-nucleotide messenger RNA. Its product is annotated as collagen alpha-1(X) chain-like. The coding region runs from base 1 to 1284 and encodes 427 amino acids. The transcript is spliced from 2 exons. NCBI's taxonomy places the organism in Eukaryota, Metazoa, Chordata, Leptocardii, Amphioxiformes, Branchiostomatidae. Gene Ontology annotation, molecular function: protein binding. The record is from RefSeq and is a predicted model, not a curated record.
AUGGCGGAUAUCCGGAUUCCUGCUACCUGCGCGGCAGGUUGUUUUGUUUUCCUGUGUUGUUUGUGUUUAUGUUUGUGUAAAGCGGCUGAGGAAGACUCCUGUUCCACGCCGUGUACCAACAUCACCGUGUUGGCUCCUGCCGGGCCGCCCGGACCUAAAGGGGCCAUGGGACCGAGAGGCCUCAGGGGUGAACCGGGACUGUGUGAGCCGUACCGGGGGAGAGGAGGAGGGUAUGACGGUACGAUGUUACCGACCGACAUUUCAUGCGCUCCGGGCGAGCCAAGUGUGACGGGACGGCCCGGUAACAAGGGAGAGCAAGGGCCGCCGGGUACGCCUGGCCUGCCCAGUCACGUUGGGCUCAAGGGCGAGCCAGGAGAAACAGGUUUGAGGGGUUUUCCUGGAGUAGAGGGCCCACCAGGCGAGAAAGGGGCACGAGGGUGGAUGGGUCUUCAGGGGAUCCCUGGCGCGAAAGGACCCAAAGGUGACCGGGGGCAAGUCGGUGAGAAGGGACAGGCAGGUGCGCAGGGCCCGCCAGGUGUGGGCUCACCUGGACAGAAGGGAGAGAAGGGUGCGCCAGGUGUACCGGGUCCAUCAGGUGCCACUGGCUCGUCCAACAUCGUACAGGGACCGCCCGGGUCCGGAGGUGUCCCCGGAGAGAAGGGCGACAGGGGGCCGCGUGGUAAACAAGGUGUACCCGGUUACCCAGGCCGACCUGGUCGAACAGGUGUACCAGGUGCGCCAGGCCGAAAGGGCGAUCCAGGUGGAACAGGUGCAAAUGGACAGCCAGGUAACCAGGGACAGAAGGGAAUGAAAGGCGAGUCGGGCUGGCCCUGCCGGUCGACUUGCGCUCCUGGUUCCCCGGCGGCGCAGCCGGCAGACCCGCCGUUCGUGGCGUUCUCCGCCGUCCUGGCGAACCGCGUCCUCAACGUGCCCGAAAACACGAUCGUCACCUACAACUCCGUCAUCACGAACGCCGGGAACGCUUACGACGAGAUCACCGGCAAGUUCGCGCCGUCCGUCCCGGGGUACUACAUGUUCACGUUCACCGGCAUGACCACCAGCGUGAAGGGGUCCGCCUACUGGAGCCGGCUGAAGAAGAACGGAAAACCGGUCAUCAGCCUGUACGACAAGUCUCUAGGAGAACACCUCUCCAGCAGUAACAGCGCCAUCUUGUUACUGAAGCCUGGGGACGAGGUUUGGGUGGAGCUGGACGCGCGGUCCUCCAUGUGGGGAGACUACACGGGUUACGUCACGUUCUCAGGGUACCUCAUACACCAUGUAUAACGAUAAAAUAGGAUUUUAGGCUUUGUACAAGUACAGUAAACCUAAUAUUUAGUCACAAAUCUUA